Messenger RNA from Panonychus citri (citrus red mite), 1936 nucleotides. It is a transcript of the gene CCT2, whose product is annotated as T-complex protein 1 subunit beta-like. The transcript is spliced from 2 exons. Gene Ontology annotation, cellular component: cytosol; chaperonin-containing T-complex. Bases 159 to 1784 code for a protein of 541 amino acids. Gene Ontology annotation, molecular function: ATP hydrolysis activity; ATP binding; ATP-dependent protein folding chaperone. Gene Ontology annotation, biological process: protein folding. NCBI's taxonomy places the organism in Eukaryota, Metazoa, Arthropoda, Arachnida, Trombidiformes, Tetranychidae. The record is from RefSeq and is a predicted model, not a curated record.
AUAGCCUUUCAGAGUGUUAAAUAGCUUGGGUGGUGUGCUUUUUGUUUAUCUGAAACCUUUGAAUUUUAAGUUUUUAACUGAGCUUUCCAAUUGUUUGUCACAACUUAUUGUCUUUUUCUUAUCCGUGUGUUUUUUGUUUCAAUUUAAUUGUAAUCAAAAUGAUGAUGAUGCCGAAUAUCACUAAUCCUCUGAAGCCCAUUCAGGUCAUGAAACCGGGUGCUGACGAGGAAAAGGCAGAAGCAGCAAGAAUUAGCUCUUUUGUCGGUGCAAUUACUGUUGGUGAGCUUGUGAAAACCACCUUAGGACCGAAAGGAAUGGAUAAAAUUUUACUAUGUAGCACCAGUAGAACCAACAAGGUCGAAAUUACCAAUGAUGGGGCAACCAUUUUGAAAAGUAUUGGUGUCAAUAAUCCUGCUGCCAAGGUUCUUGUUGAUAUCUCAAAGACCCAAGACGAUGAAGUCGGCGAUGGUACAACAAGUGUCACUGUUUUAGCAUCCGAACUACUUAAAGAGGCUGAACAACUCAUUAACAUGAAAAUCCAUCCCCAAACAAUUAUCAGUGGUUGGAGGAAAUCGGUCGCUGUGGCUCGUAAGGCUUUGGAAGAUGUUGCUGUUGAUGACAGUGCUGAUGAAGAAAAAUUCAACGCACAUCUUUUAAACAUCGCCAGGACCACCCUUAGUUCUAAGAUUCUCUCACAGCACAAAGAGUUUUUCUCUAAACUCGCCCUUGAUGCUAUUCUCAAGCUAAAAGGAUCUGGUAACCUUGAUGCAAUUCAAAUCAUUAAGAAGCCCGGUGGUACUUUAACCGAUUCAUUCUUGGAUGAAGGAUUUCUCUUGGAUAAAAAGCCUGGUGUUAAUCAACCCAAAAGAAUUGAAAAGGCUAAAAUUUUGAUUUCAAAUACUCCCAUGGACACCGAUAAAAUCAAAGUAUUUGGCUCUCGAGUUAAAGUGGACUCUAUAGCCAAAGUGGCUGAACUUGAAUUGGCUGAAAAAGAAAAGAUGAAAGAUAAAGUUGAUCAGAUUCUAGCUCAUAACAUCAAUGUUUUCGUUAAUCGUCAAUUAAUCUACAAUUAUCCUGAACAACUGUUUGCUGAUGCUGGUGUGAUGGCCAUCGAGCAUGCUGAUUUUGAUGGUGUUGAAAGACUUGCUCUUGUUACCGGAGGUGAAAUUGUCUCAACUUUUGGUAAUCCUGACAAGGUUAAACUCGGUCAUUGUGAUCUAAUUGAAGAAGUUAUAAUUGGUGGUGACACUUUGCUUAAGUUUUCAGGUGUCCCUCUCGGUGAAGCCUGUACUAUUGUCCUUCGAGGAGCAACUGAACAGAUCAUUGAUGAAGCCGAACGAUCUCUUCACGAUGCUCUUUGUGUCUUAUCACAAACAGUCAAAUUCCCAAAGAUUAUCUAUGGCGGUGGAUCAAGUGAAAUGCUAAUGGCCAACGCUGUUUCCAAUCUCGCCUCUGAAACACCAGGUAAAGAGCAAUUUGCAAUGGAAGCUUUUGCCAAAGCUUUACGACAAUUACCAACUAUAAUCGCUGACAACGGAGGCUAUGACAGUGCUCAACUUAUCUCACAGCUGAGAGCACUUCAUCAACAGGGUAAAACUAGUUAUGGACUUGACAUGGAAAACGGAACAGUCGAAGAUAUGGAAAAAUUGAACAUUAUCGAAGCGGCUGUAGUUAAACGACAAGUUCUUCUCAGUGCCGCUGAAGCCGCUGAAAUGAUUCUACGAGUUGAUAAUAUUAUCAAAGCAGCUCCUCGUCAACGUGACCCAGACCGUCGUGGACAUUAAAUUGUCAUCUAAUCUAAUUAAUACCAAUCAAUAUAAAUAUUGAAGUAAACAUUUUCUCUACCAAUUAACCCAUUGAACUCUCUCUCUCUCUCUCUCUCACUCUUUCUAACCUCGAUAUCAAAUUGAUAAAUUAAAAAUUUUGAAUUAAAUUA